Cooperia oncophora is the source of this 717-nucleotide messenger RNA. The record is from the annotation of a GenBank genome assembly. NCBI's taxonomy places the organism in Eukaryota, Metazoa, Nematoda, Chromadorea, Rhabditida, Trichostrongylidae.
AUGGCUAACACACUCAUAGAGUGGUACCGGAUGAUUUGGCAGCUGAAAAUCGCCAUUAUCGUCUGUUUGGUCGAUCCAGAAAACACGGCCGUUUGUGAGCGCUACUUUAAAACCACCGAGGGAUCCACGCUAAAGAUUAAAAACCGUUUCCAAAUACGCACCGUAUCGGUAAGAGAAGAAGAUGGCGGAAUACUGAACUAUGAGUUACGAUUAUCGAACAAACUGUCGACGGAGAAGCACCGUAACCCUUUACGUAAUAGCGAUGCCGACGAAGAACUCAUCCUUUCUGUCUUCCAGCUAGACGAUCCUGUAGAACCUCGAAGACAGCUUAAACUCGUCGCCGAAGUCUGGGCCACAGAGCUGGCAGCAACGUGCCUUGCCGACGAUGUAGAACCUCCACCCGUACUUGUUCAUGGAUGUAAUGGAGUCAGUCGAACAAGCGCUUUCGUUGCAACCAGCAUGUUGUGCAAAUCGCUGCGAACGACCGGUGAAAUGUCACCGGUUGAAGUAUGGGCGCGACUGAAUAGUGCUCGUCACAAUGCCGCCAAAGAACGAAUCCAUUUUCUAUCAUCCAUUGAAUGUGCACUUCUCUACGCCGUCGACAACGGUCUCCUACAGGCUAACAAUCCGCACCUGGCUCACGUGAACAAGAUGAUUCAAAACGCUUACGAAAACGACCGUAAGAAGACUCGUCAUCCAUCGGCCAGUCGGGAAUAA